Molecule: messenger RNA, 1612 nt
Organism: Coregonus clupeaformis (lake whitefish)
Lineage: Eukaryota; Metazoa; Chordata; Actinopteri; Salmoniformes; Salmonidae
Product: stomatin
Exons: 7
Coding region: 63-923 (286 amino acids)
Cellular component (GO): plasma membrane
Source: RefSeq, a predicted model, not a curated record
UUUUAUACACAUACUAAACUGAAGCGACAGUACUGAGAUCAGUGACUGAACUGUAUUUUACAAUGGAGGAAGACCGCAAAGAAACCAUUUCAAUUAGAGAGAGUAAAAGACGGGAACGUCAAGCAGCCUUGGAGAGCCCGGAUACUGGCAUUGGCUUAUGUGGGUGGAUCAUAGUCGGAUUAUCCCUCCUUCUGAUGCUCGCGACUCUGCCUCUCUCCAUAUGGAUGUGUAUUAAGAUUGUGAAGGAGUAUGAGAGGGCCAUCAUCUUUCGGCUGGGGCGGAUCCUACGAGGAAGAGCUAAAGGGCCAGGCCUGUUCUUCAUCCUGCCGUGCACAGACAGUUUCAUCAACGUGGACAUGCGCACCAUCACCUUCGACAUCCCGCCACAAGAGGUUCUGACUAAGGACUCAGUGACGGUCAGUGUUGAUGGUGUGGUGUACUACCGUGUUCAGAAUGCCAUCCUGGCUGUGGCCAACAUCACCAAUGCUGACGCUGCCACCCGCUUGCUGGCACAGACCACCCUGAGGAACGUCCUGGGCACCAAGAACCUGGCUGAAAUCCUGUCUGACCGUGAGGAGAUAGCCCACAGCAUGCAGACUACCCUGGAUGACGCUACAGAUGACUGGGGUAUCAAGGUGGAGCGAGUGGAGAUCAAGGACGUCAAACUGCCCCAGCAGCUCCAGAGGGCCAUGGCUGCAGAGGCCGAGGCUAGCCGCGAGGCCAGGGCAAAGGUGAUAGCAGCGGAGGGGGAGAUGAACGCUUCGCGGGCUCUGAAGGAGGCCUCUCUGGUGAUCGCCGAGUCUCCAUCGGGCCUGCAGCUGCGCUACCUGCAGACCCUCAACACCAUAGCUGCUGAGAAGAACUCCACCAUCAUCUUCCCCCUGCCAAUGGACAUGAUGCAGGCCUUCAUGAAGAGAGACUGAGGAGAGCCUGUUGGGUGCAAACAUUCCCACAUAUAUCAUAGUGUGCUGCUUUGGGAAUCGGCUGUAGAAAUGAAGUGGCUGUGAUUGAACAAACCCUUUCCCUUGUGCCAAAUGUUGUUAUGUCAAUGCCAGCUGGUGCAGAGGAGGAUAGUUACACAGCUUGGUUGCGCUUUAUGGGUCAAAUAACUUAAUGUAAGUAUUUUGUGUGUUAAGACUAUAUUCUGAAUUGUGAAUUCCCAUUGAAUGGAACAGAGAAGCAGGGUUUGAACAAAACCAAGGGAAACUGAGUCGCCACUCGCCAGUACUACUGGGGUGUGGUGUUUCCUGCACUGCUAUGAGACCAGGAUGUACUAGGGACCCUGUUUGUCUGUCUGUCUCCAUGGGAAGCAACCUCUUUACUAUGGCCAUUUAAACUGCUCAAAGCCUUAAAUCAUUGCCAUGGAGUCGAUGUACUCAUCUCAUACACUUUCUAUGCAUAUCUCGAUGGAAAUUGGAAGUUCAUUUUAAUCUGUUUUAAAAUACCAAUAUUUUAUAAUCAAGACUACACGCUCUUCAGAUGCUGUUACAGUACCUAUACAGUAUACAUUACUUUACUGUAUAAAACAUGGUAUGUGUUAUACACUGAGUAUACCAAACAUUAGGAACACCUUCCUAAUAUUGAAUUGCAUCCUCUCAAAACAGCCUCAAUU